CUCGACCCUACCGCCGUGACGCUCCUAGGCGAUCCGUUUGAAUUCGUUCCCGUCAUUCGAGAUAUCUUAAGGACUCGAUUCUGCGUGGCUGGGUCUGUUUUUCUCGUCGAAGGCCUCGAUUGCGUCGCGGUGUCACGCUCUGGAAGAUGGCAGGCGGUGCGGUUGUUACUGGGUGAUGGAGUGUUGUGCAUCCAAGCCCUUCUCCCGGGAAACAUGCACCGAUUUGUUGAAAUGGGUGACCUUUUCGUGGGGUCCUACAUACGAUGCGACAGCCUGUACGCCAAGUGGGAGGAGUCCGAUGGUGGCGUCAUGGUGUAUCUGGUCAUUGAGGACAUCGUCCCCGUCGGUUGGAACGAUUCGUACCGUUCUAUCCAACGGCCGACCGUUCACCCAGUGAUUCAGCCAUUCCCCGGGUUUUUCGAUGCAACCCAGGGCUCGGACGCAGCCGAAGAAGCUUUUGAAGAGUUCGAAACGUUGGCAUAUCCGAAAAAGACAAAACCAAACAUCCCAAAAGCUCAACCUAUCGCUCUCGCCCGCGACUGGCACGACCCCCAGACGCCUCUAAAACUCACCACGCUACGAUCAAUCCCUCAUCUGCCCUACGCCCAGAACUGGUCUUGCAAUAUUCUCGCUAUUGUGGCGUCGCUAUCUCCGGUGGAGGCGUCCAACCUCCCCCCGCAUCGACAACGCACGGCACGACUCACCGACCCGUCAACGUCCAAGCAGGUGCAUCUGACCGUCUUUCUCGAUCCCGAAGGGUUCUCGCCCGAAGUUGGAAGCGCCGUAUUGCUUGUGGGCGUAAAAAAUCAUCGCUUCGACGGUGGGAGUCUGAAAAAGUACGCAAGCGACCGUGGGCCAUGGUGGUUUCAAAACCCGACAGAGCUGGGUUGGUGUGAUGUCGCCGGCAUCAAGACAUGGUGGACAGAUAUGGCA
This is a messenger RNA of Ilyonectria robusta, 933 nucleotides long. RefSeq lists its product as uncharacterized. NCBI's taxonomy places the organism in Eukaryota, Fungi, Ascomycota, Sordariomycetes, Hypocreales, Nectriaceae. The record is from RefSeq and is a predicted model, not a curated record. The transcript has a single exon. The annotation marks the transcript as partial.